Messenger RNA from Camelina sativa (false flax), 1738 nucleotides. RefSeq names its product putative protein phosphatase 2C 78. The record is from RefSeq and is a predicted model, not a curated record. Gene Ontology annotation, biological process: protein dephosphorylation. NCBI's taxonomy places the organism in Eukaryota, Viridiplantae, Streptophyta, Magnoliopsida, Brassicales, Brassicaceae. Gene Ontology annotation, molecular function: protein serine/threonine phosphatase activity.
GAGCUUUUGUUUGAUCUGCCCGUUUAAAGUCUCGGGCAAACACCUGCCCGGAACAUAAAAAGAUGAUUUUAUUAUAUUUAUAUAUCCUCUGGUGAAAGAAGCUAAAUAUAAAGCUUCCAUGGCUUAAUCUUGUUCAAGCUCUUCUUCUCUUCUCUUCUCUUACCUGCGUCUCGUCUCGUUCACUAGGUUUUUAUAGUUUUGUCCGAACGGGAGAGCGAUGAUGAUGAUGAUGAUGGAGUGUGAACGUUGAACAGUUUCGACGAUCGCAUGGCUGAGAUUUGUUACGAGAACGAGACGUUGAUGACGAAAACGACGGCGAAGGUUGUGAAGAAGACGACGACGACGACAACGAGGAGACGAGAACGAAGUUCUUCUCAAGCAGCGAGAAGAAGGAGAAUGGAGAUCCGGCGGUUUAAGUUUGUUUCCGGCGAACAAGACGCUGUCUUCGUCGACGGAGAGUUACAGAAACGGAGGGGACGAGAAGCCACCGUCGCAGCCUCAGCAUCCGCCGUGUACUACGAAACGGCGAAGGAAGUCGUCGUUUUAUGCGAGUCUUUGAGUUCGACGGUUGAGGCAUUGCCUGAUCCUGACGCUUAUCCUAAAUACGGCGUCGCUUCAGUAUGUGGAAGAAGACGGGAAAUGGAAGACGCCGUCGCUGUGCAUCCGUUUUUUUCCCGUCAACGAACGGAAGGGUUUCACUACUGCGGCGUUUACGAUGGUCAUGGCUGUUCACAUGUAGCGAAGAGAUGUAGAGAACGACUACACGAGCUAGUGCGUGAAGAGUUCGAAGCUGAUGCUGACUGGGAAAAGUCAAUGGCGCGUAGCUUCACGCGCAUGGACAUGGAGGUUGUGGCUUUGAACGCCGACGACGGUGCGGCGAAAUGCCGUUGCGAGCUUCAGAGGCCGGACUGCGACGCCGUGGGAUCCACAGCCGUUGUCUCCGUCCUCACCCCGGAGAAAAUCAUCGUGGCGAACUGUGGUGACUCACGUGCUGUUCUUUGCCGUAAUGGGAAGGCCAUUGCUUUGUCCUCCGAUCAUAAGCCGGACCGUCCGGACGAGCUAGACCGGAUUGAAGCAGCGGGAGGUAGAGUUAUCUACUGGGAUGGCCCACGUGUCCUUGGAGUACUUGCAAUGUCACGAGCCAUAGGAGAUAAUUACUUGAAGCCCUACGUAAUCAGUAAACCGGAAGUAACCGUGACGGACCGGGUCAACGAAGACGAUUUCCUUAUUCUAGCAAGUGACGGUCUUUGGGACGUGGUUUCAAACGAAACUGCAUGUAGCGUCGUUCGCAUGUGUUUGAGAGGAAAAGUCAACGGUCAACUUACAUCCUCGCCUGAAACGGAUGGCGCCGGUGCGGGGAAUGUGGUGGUCGGAGGGGGAGGAGAUGUAUCAGAUAAAGCGUGUGAAGAGGCGUCGCUGUUGCUGACUAGGCUUGCAUUGGCUAGACAAAGUUCUGACAACGUAAGUGUUGUGGUGGUUGAUCUACGACGGGACACGUAGUUGUUUCUUGUCUCUCUCUCUCUUUCUCUCUCGUAAUGUUUGUUUUUUUGUCCUUAGAGUCGUCAACGACUUAUGGGGCUUUCUAUUUUAACCUUUUUUUGCUCUUCGGUGUAAGACGUCGAAGGGUUUUUAAUUUUAGCUUGACUUUUGGUUAUGUCUCUGUUUAGUGAAUAGCGGUUUAAAUCUACAGAAUUUUCACCGUCGUGAGAAAGUAAAAAAACCCGUGAACUUUGGUACA